GUCGUGGUGAUAGGAAAUUUUGAUGAAUCGCACAAGCAUCUUAAAAAUUCAAGCAUCUAUUGUGUCUUCGGUGAAUUGUGUGUUGGUACUCAAAUGAUCCAACAUGGAGUUUAUCGAUGUACUGCAUUGCCACAAAUCCCGGGAAUAGUUGAUCUUUUCUUAACUUUGGAUGGUCAAACACCUAUUAGUCAGGUUAUAACAUUUCAUUAUCGUCCUCUCCCGGUGGUGCAGUUGAAUGAUGUACGUACUUCAGAGGAUGGCAAAGAAAAGGUAAAUUUUAAAGAUGCAAUGCUGCAGAGAAGGUUGGCACAUCUUCUCUUCUCUACAAGCAACUACAUGUCCAUUUAUACCAGCAAACUGCAUCCUAAAGCUAUCAAGAAAGCACAAAAAGUUGCAUUGCUUACCUCACCUUAUAUUGAAAAUGAUUGGAAGGAGAUGCUCAAAUUAGACUCCAGUAAUGAGAUUUCAUCUUAUCAAGCUUGUGAAGGUUUGCUUGAGUUGGCCUUGAAAAACAAAUUGCAAGAGUGGUUAGUGAAAAGAAUAGCUGAAGGAUGUAAAACAGCUACCCGUGACAGUCAUGGUCAAGGUGCCAUCCAUUUGUGCGCUAUUUUGGAUUACACUUGGGCUAUUAAUCUAUUUUCAUUGUCAGACUUUUCCCUGGAUUUUCGGGAUGCUUUUGGUUGGACAGCAUUGCACUGGGCCGCAUAUCUUGGCAGAGAAAGGAUGGUUGCUACUCUUCUAUCUGCUGGGGCAAAUCCGAGCUUGGUUACAGAUCCUACUUCAGAAAAUCCAGGAGGGUUGACUGCAGCAGAUCUGGCAUCAAAGUCUGGUCAUGAUGGCUUGGCUGCAUAUCUUGCUGAGAAGGGCUUAACGGCCCAUUUUGAGGCCAUGUCGCUUUCUGGCAAUGUGCCAUCAUCUAUCUUACGGGCCUCGAAAGAUCAAGUCAACAAUGAAGAUUUAUAUUCUGAGAUGCUUAGUGAGCAGGAACUAUGCUUGAAAGAAUCACUAGAAGCUUACAGGAAUGCAGCUGAUGCAGCUGAUCGGAUACAAGCAGCAUUUAGGGAACGCGCUCUAAGGCUACAAACUGAAGCUGCUCAACUGGCCAAACCAGAGAUGGAAGCAUCUCAGAUCGUUGCUGCUUUAAGAAUCCAGCAUGCCUAUCGCAAUUAUAAAAGACGAAGGUUGAUGAAAGCAGUUGCAAGAAUACAAAGCCAUUUCCGUACAUGGCGCACUCGAAGGGACUUCCUUAACAUGCGGCGGCAAGCCAUCAAGAUCCAGGCUGCAGUGCGAGGUCACCAAGUGAGGAAGCAAUAUCGGAAGAUUCUUUGGUCAGUUGGGGUGCUUGAGAAAGCAGUCCUUCGUUGGCGGCUGAAGAGAAAAGGUUUACGGGGAAUGCAGGUUAAUGCCAUGGAAGUUGGCACACAUAAGAACUUGGAAGCAUCUACUGCAGCAGAGGAGGAUUUCUUUAAGAUUAGCAGAAAGCAUGCUGAAGAGAGGGUUCAAAGGUCGGUUGUUCGGGUUCAGGCUAUGUUUCGCUCUUACCAGGCACAGCAGCAGUACAGACGAAUGAAACUGUCUCAGGAAAAAGCAAAGCUGGAAUUCAGUCUGAAUGGUGCCGCUGGAUUUCAAUGAGCUUCUCAAGAUUUUGGAUGUACUUGUCGGUUCCUUGGAUGAUUUUCCUCGCAUGAGACUGCACCAGCAGUUGGGUAGAUUUUUCUGGCUGGUGGUAAUGUUCCCUUGGCAAUGACUGUUGAAUGACCAUGGUUUGAUGCAGCUUGUAUACCACGUAGCAAUGACCUUGGAAAUAGUUAUUAAAGGCUGGUAGAGUAGUCCGUCUGUGAACAAUAAGUCCUGUAAAUAAAUGAAAUAUUGUAAAUAGCUGUGGGGUGGCAAAAGAUCCCCACGCACCUGCUGUUUAGAAGUCAAGGCGCAUCAUGAAGCAACGAUUCCACCAGAAUCAUUGCCCUGUUCUGUGUAGCUAUUCUAACAUCUUCGCCUAAAUAAAAUCGAUGCUUGCCUGUCCCCCUUGUUAUUUGUGAAAUCAGGAAAACUUUGCCCACUACUUGUUUGAUAGGUCUCUUAAGCUGUGAUUUUUGUAAUCGUUUGUUUAGAAAACUUGAUAGAAUUUAGGAAUUAGCGUUUAAUUGUUCGAUGCCCGUA
This is a messenger RNA of Phalaenopsis equestris, 2160 nucleotides long. RefSeq names its product calmodulin-binding transcription activator 6-like. Gene Ontology annotation, biological process: regulation of transcription by RNA polymerase II. Gene Ontology annotation, molecular function: protein binding; double-stranded DNA binding; transcription coregulator activity. NCBI's taxonomy places the organism in Eukaryota, Viridiplantae, Streptophyta, Magnoliopsida, Asparagales, Orchidaceae. The record is from RefSeq and is a predicted model, not a curated record. Gene Ontology annotation, cellular component: nucleus.